This is a messenger RNA of Parnassius apollo (apollo), 941 nucleotides long. The record is from the annotation of a GenBank genome assembly. NCBI's taxonomy places the organism in Eukaryota, Metazoa, Arthropoda, Insecta, Lepidoptera, Papilionidae.
GUGUUUUUGUGAAGUUGAAGGGAAAUAGAGAUCCUCGUUGCAGUGUUUUGGUAGCUAACUGUGUGUCUUGCUUGGAUUCACUUGCAGCUGCACAUGUUCUUGGAACUAUUAGUCUAAGAAAAUGGAAGCUGCCACCAUUUUUUGCGUCUACGCUGGGUAUUCGAAAUGCAGCACAAUUUAUCAGAAAGCAACACUUUUCCGACAGUUCCAGCAAACCAAUAUUGCUGCAGCCAGAAGGAGGCCCCACUAAUGGCAAGGCAUUACUAAAGUUCACCGACUGGCCUUUCCCUAUUGGUAACAGAGUUCAGCCUGUCGCUAUAACUGUAGAGCGGCCGAUGACCAACGUGUCAGUGCGUAGCCCCUCUGACACCCGGGAUCGCUUUCCGUGGUCGGAUGCCCUGUGGUUCCUUUGCGCUCCUGCUACUAUGUACACUUUACACGCAUUGCCACCACUUGAGCGUGGAGAUGAUGACGACUCGGCGUUCGCCACGCGGUUGAGUCGUACGAUCGCUGAAGCUCUGCAGAUCGAAGCAACGGAGUUUCGUUGGGAGGAUUUGCCCGGGGGACGUCAGGCUGGACGCAGUAGACAGGCAUUUGCCAAUGAAAUGGCUCGCAUGGCACGACAAGUACGUGAGGUGUUGCCAGCCGUGCCCGAGCGAGACGUAUUACGCGACUUAGCGAGAACACGCAGUGUUGAUGUGACGAUAACGAACUUCCUGGAAGGCAUCACUCCCUACAAUCCGGAGCCCGAGGCGGCAGCGGAGCCCCGGGCGGGUCCCUCGCACGCGCCCAAGUACGUGACGCCCGCUCCCACGGGAGUCUUCCCCAGGAGCGCUAAGGAACGACAACUCAGCUUCCAGGAGCGGAAAGAACAAAUGAUAGCCGAAGCGAGGAAACGAUACAUCGAGAAACACGGACUCAACGUCGCUUUGAAUUGUUGA